Messenger RNA from Oncorhynchus mykiss (rainbow trout), 5243 nucleotides. Its product is annotated as terminal uridylyltransferase 4. NCBI's taxonomy places the organism in Eukaryota, Metazoa, Chordata, Actinopteri, Salmoniformes, Salmonidae. The record is from RefSeq and is a predicted model, not a curated record. Gene Ontology annotation, molecular function: nucleic acid binding; zinc ion binding; RNA uridylyltransferase activity.
GACUAAAUAUAUUUAGAUAGUGGAGUAGGGUGGUGUUUUAUUUUUUUAGUGAGUGUAAUGUUAAAUGGUAGGGUAUUGUUUUUUAAGCAAAGAAUAAGGGAGUUAUACUCCAGUCUAGUAGGAGGCGGUAAUGCAACAUUUAUUGAAUGAAAACCGCCGUUAAACCUCAUGGAAGAAGACAAAGUGUAGAGGGAUUAACAUGGCGUCUAUGGUUGCUGUGUUGAUCGGGGCCGUGGAUGAGAAAAACAAUAUACUGAACAGGAAGAUAAAUACGGUCUAGGUCAAUUUUCAGCUAAAAACCUGCAUAUUACAGUUUUCGUUGGACUAGCUGCCUCACUAGACCCUGAUCACUCAAUACAGAGUAGCAGUUAGUGGGAGAGGACAGGAUCGAGGCAUGGAGGAAUCAAAAAGCCCAUUAAAAUCAGUCAAGUCCUCUCGCAACGAGGCCAAGGGAGCCAAAGCUUCAUCCUCUGCCAGCUCCAGGCCCCUGAAAGAGGCUCCAGUCCAGAGAGAGUGCCCCAAGCCUGCCACUGCCUGUCGGAGCAAGGAGAACAUCACCACAGCCAGGGAAGACCAUAAGGACCAAGGCAGUAACUGUGGGACAGGCACAGGCAGAGCCUCCACUGCCAGCCCUCAUGACCCAGGGAGAGGGAAGCCUCGUAGGCCAACUGGUAGGACCAACUCUGGGGAGAGGGGGAAGGUGAGACUUGAAGACCAGCGGCAGCAGAGGGUUGAUGCUAGGCCCUCGUUGGUUACAGGACGCAGCCCGGCUGGUGUAGGUGGAGACACAGGAGCCACAGGUAUGGUGGCCACUUCAUCUGAAGAAGGCCUUACUUUACAGACCAAGACAAGUCCAUUGAAGUUGAAGUCACCGGGUGAGAAGGCUAGUGCUGUGGUGGGCACAGGGCAGCCUGCAUUGGAGGUCACUGUGGUGGGGUCAGGGGUCAACCAGCGUGGUCAGGGUAGAAACAUGACCUCUGAGCAGAAGCUGGGUCUCAGACAGGCUGAGGAGCGCCUCUACAGAGACUACAUACACAGACUGGUCAAGCCGUCUCCUGAAUACCCUAACUUCCAGUAUCUAUGCAAGCUGUGUUCUGUACACAUUGAGAACAUACAGGGGGCACACAAACACAUCAAGGAGAAAAGACACAAGAAGAACAUCAUGGAUAAGCAGGAAGAGAAUGAGCUGCGGGCGCUGCCUGCCCCCUUCCCAGCCCAGCUCGGAGCCGUUGACGCAGCCGUCCUCCGGGCGGCCAACCAACACGGCAUCUCAGACCAGGACUUCCUGGUGCGACAGGAAGUGGUCGACAGGAUGGAGGAGAUCAUACAGCAGCACCUCUCAGUUUGCUCCCUUCGGCUCUACGGCUCCUGUCUCACCCGAUUUGCCUUCAAGACAAGUGACAUUAACAUUGACGUCACCUACCCCUCCACUAUGACCCAACCAGAUGUGCUGAUACUAGUACUGGAAAUCCUGAAGAACAGCACUGAAUAUUCUGAGGUGGAGUCUGACUUUCACGCCAAAGUUCCGGUAGUGUUUUGUAGAGAUGUCAACAGUAGGUUGUUGUGCACGGUGAGUGCAGGUAAUGACGUAGCCUGCCUCACUACCAACCACCUGGCUGCCCUGGCUAGACUGGAACCCAGACUGGUGCCUCUGGUCCUGGCCUUCCGCCUCUGGGCUAAGUUGUGCCACAUUGACUGCCAGGCGGAAGGGGGUAUCCCCUCCUACUCCUUCUCUCUCAUGGUCAUCUUCUUCCUCCAACAACGCAGGGACCCCAUCCUCCCUGUCUACUUCGGCUACUGGAUUGAAGGCUUUGACGUGAAGCAUGUGGACGAGUACCAUCUGACGGGGAUAGAGAUGGAUAUAUUUGUGGGGUGGGAGCACAGAUCCCCCAGUACAGAGGGACGGGGGGACGGCAGGGGGGAAGGACGGAAGGCCAAGUCUGAGCAAAAGAAACCUGAUGUGAAGAACCGGCAUGUAGCGGGGAAGACGCGUCUAUCCCUGGACCUGGGUAAGGGUGUUUCCCUGGGCCAGCUGUGGCUGGAGCUGCUGAGGUUCUACACGCUGGAGUUCGCCCUGGAGGAACACAUCAUCAGCAUCCGCCUCAAAGAACUUCUCUCUCGAGAGAUGAAGAACUGGCCCCGACGCAGGCUGGCAAUCGAGGAUCCGUUUGCCCUGAAGAGGAACGUCGCACGCAGCCUCAACAGUCAAAUGGUCUUUGAGUACAUCCAGGAGCGCUUCCGCACCGCCUACAAAUACUUUGCCUGCCCGCAGAGCAAGGACCGAAACACCGUGGAGCAGCAGAGAGGCAAGAAUACAACCAAACAUGGGGGCAUGAAGCAGGAGGAAGGCGAAAGAAAGGGUGGAGAAGACGGGUCUGAGAAGAGUGGAGGUGGACAGGGCGAUGGGAAUGAAGGGAAAAGUCAGAGCUCUGAGACAGGUCAGAAGGAGGAUGGUGAGAGUGAUGAAGAGGAACGGGCUGAGCGGACUCAGGAGAAGGAGGAGAGGGCAUUGAAUGGCGGGCUUAUGGACUUGGUCCUUAGUGGGGGGGGGACUUCAACGGAUGGGGCUGUAGCGGAGCCUGGCACCACUCUGGAGCCUUCCUCCGCCUCAACCCACAACGGCCUACUGGAUAGGGAUGAAGAGGAGGAGAACCAUGUGUCAGAGAAGCAGGGACACAUUGCACCAGAGGACCUGCACUAUAUCUUUGACAGAAUGAUCUUCACUGGCGGAAAGCCUCCUACAGUCGUGUGCAGUACAUGUAAGAGAGAUGGCCAUCUGAAGGACGAGUGUCCUGAGGACUUCAAGAAGAUCGAGCUCAAACCGCUGCCCCCCAUGACCGACCGCUUCAGAGACAUCCUGGAUGGCCUUUGUAGACUCUGCUACCAUGAGCUGUCCCCUUCCCCUGGAGAGCAGCAGAAGAGAGAGCAGAUCCUGGGUAGUCUGGAGAGGUUCAUACAAAAGGAGUACAAUGACAAUGCCCAGCUGUGUUUGUUUGGUUCCUCGAAGAACGGCUUUGGCUUCCGUGACAGCGACCUGGACAUCUGCAUGACCCUGGAGGGCCAUGAUACAGCAGAGAAGUUGAACUGCAAAGAGAUCAUCGAAGGCCUAGCCAAGGUGCUAAAGAAACACACAGGUCUGAGGAACAUCCUGCCUAUCACAACAGCCAAAGUGCCUAUUGUGAAGUUUGAACACAGACAGAGCGGACUGGAGGCAGACAUAAGCCUCUACAACACUCUGGCUCAACACAACACCAGAAUGCUGGCUACCUAUGCUGCCCUAGACCCUCGCGUGCAGUUCCUGGGAUACACCAUGAAGGUGUUUGCGAAGCGCUGUGACAUAGGUGACGCGUCCAGAGGAAGUCUGUCAUCCUAUGCCUACAUCCUCAUGGUGCUCUACUUCCUGCAGCAGAGACAGCCCCCUGUCAUCCCUGUUCUCCAAGAGGUCUUUGAUGGACAUUCUGUACCGCAGAGGAUGGUGGAUGGUUGGAAUGCCUUCUUCUUUGAUGACAUUGAGGAACUGCGUCAGCGUCUGCCAGAGCUUCCGCAGAACCGCGAGACUGUGGGGGAGCUGUGGCUGGGCCUGCUCAGGUUCUACACUGAAGAGUUUGACUUUAAGGAACUCGUCAUCAGCAUCCGCCAGAGGAAACGACUCACCACCUUCGAGAAGCAGUGGACCUCCAAGUGCAUCGCCAUCGAAGAUCCCUUCGACUUGAAUCACAAUCUUGGUGCUGGAGUUUCUCGCAAAAUGACUAACUUCAUCAUGAAGGCCUUUAUCAACGGCAGGAAGCUGUUUGGUACUCCUUUCUACCCCCAGCCUGGCAUAGAGGCGAACUACUUCUUUGACUCCAAGGUGCUCACGGACGGGGAACUUGCACCUAAUGACAGGUGCUGUCGGAUCUGUGGCAAGAUCGGUCAUUACAUGAAGGACUGCCCCAAAAGACGCAGGUACACAGGGAGAGAACAUCAGGGGAUGAAGAAGAAGGAGAAUGAAAAAGAGGAGGAUGUCAAGGAUGGAGACGAUCAUGAGCCUCGGGAGCGUCGCUGUUUCCAGUGUGGUGAAAUUGGUCAUGUACGGCGGGACUGCCCAGAGCACCGCCACCUUAGACAGAAAGCCGCAGGGGGACCAGUUUCCCACAUAGUGCGAGCCAUGGCAAGCUCCCAGUCCAUCCCCAUCCCCCAACCUCCCCAGGACCUCCCUGGACGCUCCAGACAACCUUCCGAAUGUUCUGAUUCCCGCCAGACUCCGCCCUAUUCCCCUCAGCCCACCCUGUUCUCCCAGGGUUCGAGCCAAUCCUCCAGCUCCCCCCAGCCCUCCUCUUCCAAGACCUCCACCUCCGCUGGAGGGGUACCCCACAAGCAGCCCCAACAUCCCCAGGUUCCCCUCUCUCUCUUUAGCUUCCCUCCCUCCCACCCAAGCCAGUACCACCACCCUGGAGCUCUCACUGCUCUGGGGCUACUGCCGUCCCACCACAACCAGCACCAAUCACACCUGUCCCAGGGACACCAGGCCCAUCACCAACCUCACCACCCCUCCACCUCCUGGCCCAUCCAUGGCCCCGUCCUCCAGACCUCCAGUGGCCCUGAAGGGCCCUCCCCGCCCGGCCUAAAAUUCUCCUUACGCCAGGCCCCCGGGCAAGGGAAUGGGAACACAGGCCCAGGGGGGUCUCCGGUGGGUGGCAGCCCCAUGAACCUCAAUGACCCCAGCAUCAUCUUUGCCCAGCCGGCGGGGAGGCCCAUGGGGUUGGGAGGAGGGCCGGGACUGGACGGGCACUGGCACAACCACCUGGCACAGCAAGUGGCACUGGUGGCUAAUGGCACUGUGGGCAAGUCAGAUCCGGGCUACCAGACCCAGUUUGGGGGGGUGAGUCAGCAGGGCUCUAGGAAUUGGGAGCACAGCAACGCAUCCCACUACUCCCAGUCCCCGUCCUGGCCCUACCGCAUGCCACAGAAAUUCAUCCAGCAGGGCAACGGGUGCUACCCACAACCCGGCAAGCCCGUCAUGUCCCAGAGUUCUGUGGUGCACCCCAGUCAGCAUUUCCCGCUCCUCCCCCACGGACGACGACAUGUCAACCUCAAUUACAUCCAACAGAAGAAAUGAACUUUGAAUUCUAAACUCUGCUCCCAUAGCAUAUCCAUUCAGUUAGGUUUUAUGGUCCUUCACCAUGACAAAACAAAAACGAUAUAAUCGAAAAUUUGCAUAAUUUGGUCACACUACUUUUUAAAUGAAUUUGAUCAUUUUUGUA